Molecule: messenger RNA, 1641 nt
Organism: Perkinsus marinus ATCC 50983
Lineage: Eukaryota; Perkinsozoa; Perkinsida; Perkinsidae
Product: calcium-dependent protein kinase, isoform, putative
Exons: 10
Coding region: 1-1641 (546 amino acids)
Biological process (GO): protein autophosphorylation; peptidyl-serine phosphorylation; intracellular signal transduction
Cellular component (GO): nucleus; cytoplasm
Molecular function (GO): calcium ion binding; calmodulin binding; ATP binding
Source: RefSeq, a predicted model, not a curated record
AUGGGAUGUCGCUGUUCCAGAGCAAUCUCCACAGAUGCCCACCAACCUCCGAAAAUUCACUCUGCGGAGGCGACGGCAAGCACGGCCAGCCGCAAGAGCAUCGCGGAGUACUUGUCGAAAGCUAGGCCUGGAAUCAAGAACGCGAGAAUCAAACAAAAAGAUAUUUCACAGGUUUAUGAGAUUCUAGAGGACCGAGUGCUUGGGACCGGUAUGAAUGGCAAGGUGUACUUAGCAAGGAAUAAAGCCACGGGAGAGAAAGUUGCUGUGAAAACUUUGACUACGGAGAAUCUCAAUUCGAGGAAGUUUGAGCUACUCCGGAAUGAAGUCGAAAUUUACUUGCAUUUGGACCACCCCAACGUGUGUCGCCUUCUGGAGGUGUAUGAAGACAACGCGAAUGUGAGGCUGGUGAUGGAGGCAUGUACGGGUAAGGAGCUUUUCGAGCGGCUCGCGUCUAAGAAGAGAUACGGCGAACAAGAUGCAGCACAAGUCGCCAAACAAAUGCUAGACGCUCUGCAUUAUUGUCACAAGCAGAACAUUUGUCACCGCGACUUGAAGCUCGAGAAUUGGGUGUAUGCGGACACCUCUGAGAACGCACCACUACGUUUGAUCGACUUUGGCUUCAGCAAGGUCUUCACGCAGAAUCAGCCAAUGACCGCGAUGCACGGGACAGUCUACUAUGUGGCUCCAGAAGUACUCGAGGGCUCUUACGACUCGAAGUGUGAUGUAUGGUCAAUCGGGGUGAUCGUUUACAUGAUACUAUCUGGCGCACCACCAUUCGGAGGCAGCACUGAUGCGCAAAUCAUCAGCAACGUCAGAAAUGGCCGGUUCUCAUUUGAAGGUCCACGUUGGGCAGGAAUUUCGGAUUCAGCGAAGGAAUUUAUUAGUUUCCUCCUACAACGGGAUCCUGCUAAGCGUCCGUCCGCAAUAGAAGCAUCGAAGCACGAAUGGAUCACGUCGAAUCUGGCCAAAAACAGCUCGCAGUCUAGCGAAGACGGCGGCAUCGAUCGCUCUGUGCUCGAGGGCUUAUGCCAGUUUUCACGACAGAACGGAAUCAAACGCGCCGCUCUCGGUAUGAUCGCCCUUAGUAUGUCCCGCAACGAGAUGCUCGAGAAUCUCGAGCGGGAAUUCAAAUCGCUUGAUACAGAUGGAAGCGGGACGAUUAAGUUACAGGGCUUGAAGGAAGCGCUGAUGAGAUACCUCGGCACUGACGAUGAAGAAGCUGAGCGCAUUUUCAAAAAGCUGGACCAAUCUGGUGACGAUGAAAUUCAUUACUCGGAGUUCUUAGCAGCAUGCUUAUUAACUCGACUUGCCAUGAACGAGAGCUGCAUCCAAGACGUUUUCGAUAAGCUGGACGUGGACAAGACCGGGUAUAUAUCGGUGGAUAAUCUACGGGCAGUCUUGGGCGAUUCAUUUUGCGGGACGAGCGUCGAGGAUCUGCUACGGCAAGUUGACUACAAAUGCAACGGGCGAAUCGAGUACGACGAAUUCGUGAGAGCGCUGACAGAACAGCGCGAAAUUGAACUUGAAGCUGAAGCAACUGAUCCUGAUGGUAAUGUUGAUAACGAUUAUUCGAAGCUAGAUGUUCUGGUUAGGGACGGGCCAGUUGGAGGUGCUAAGAUCAAUCUCUCGCAGCUUGCUUGA